Molecule: messenger RNA, 2872 nt
Organism: Zychaea mexicana
Lineage: Eukaryota; Fungi; Mucoromycota; Mucoromycetes; Mucorales; Lichtheimiaceae
Exons: 3
Coding region: 237-2591 (784 amino acids)
Cellular component (GO): PcG protein complex; ubiquitin ligase complex
Molecular function (GO): ubiquitin protein ligase activity; chromatin binding
Source: RefSeq, a predicted model, not a curated record
CGCAUCUAUCGACAAACGUCUACUGUAGUCAAUGAACUAGUGCUUACUGGAAACAGCCAGGCAGCCAUGUUAAAACCUGAUCAAGAUUGUAUGCUGCCAUCAUCAACAUAAUAGAAACACACACUUUUUUUUUUCCUAGCUCGAAAUCAUAUCAUCCCUUUGCUGCGCAUAUUAAACUUUUUUUCCUUAAUCUCUUUGUCGCCCCGCUCUUUCCCCUUCUCUCUCUUUUUCCCUUAAUGUCCUCGUCACUGAUCGGUUCAUUAUUAAAACUUGAAUCACAGCUUCAAUGCGAUCUUUGUCAUAACUUGGUGAACGACGCACGUACAUUGAAUGAAUGCGGACAUCGGUUUUGUCGAGGAUGUGUAUAUGACAGGAUCGGUGUUGAACGAACGUGUCCUACGUGUCAUUUACCUGCCAUUGUCAAAAAUCUUCGACCUGAUCCCAUGCACGACACGUUGGUUGCGUGUGUACGCAAACUUGGGACUUUGUUGGUAGGCGGUACACCUUCUGUCGAUACACAUGGCUUGCUAUCUGAAAAUAAUAGCAUGGAACAAGCUGGCGACCCUAUGCAUCGUCAUCGCCUUCAAGAGAGUAGCGGAUUGUUGCAAAUGGCACGGGAUACGAGUAAUGACAAGGGCACGACGCGGUCAGAAUGGAUGGAUAGUCAGCCGCAGAAUGAUACGGAUCGAUCACUUUCAGGCACAAAGAUGUACGAAACAUCCCCGAUAUCUCUUCUGCAGCCAGUACAAGAGUUUCCAUCCAUGUCACCACACAUGCCACAGACACCAAGUGAAAUGGAAGACCAGACGAUGUCGGAUGAGAAACACGUACCGACACAUUCAGCAGUAGCAGACACCUUGAUGGAAACCAAGACACUCUCAGCGGUGGAACAGCAAAGGGGGGCUGAAGAAAAAGUGAAAGACUUGACAGUGGGUCACGACGUCUUUUCCUCUUCAGUAUCAAGUGUUUCUACGACUGAUGCUAUGCUCCCCUCUUGGCUACGCGAUCAGCUCAGAAACAGCGUACCACCACUCAAUGAGGACGAUGCUAUGUCUAGACCCUCUCUCGACAGCGUAGGAUCCGAAUCGGAAACAGUCCCGUUGCUACGCGAUUGGCUCCGUCGCAGCGACAGCAGUGAUUUAGUUCGAUUCCACCGCCCAGCAAAGGGGAUCAUCGCCUCAGUGACUCGGACACCUUCACCGCUACAAAUAGACGAGGGUGAUUUGUCCCCGCAUGGCAAUGACGACGACGUCGAUGACACAAUGUCAUGUGAUGAGCAAGUAACGAAUGGAUCAGAAAUAGGAUCGAGCGUUGCAACAGGACAGCAAACACCAUCACUGUUACGAGAUUAUUUGGCCGCACCAUUUGAUUACGAUGAAGAAGAAGAUACUAUCAUGCAGGAACAACCUAAAGAAGACCCUACUCCAAACAAUGUACAAAAUACGACAAACACUGCUGAUAGCCACGACCAUGUCAGCAACAAAAUAAAAACACCCUCUACGAUACCGAGUUCCUCCAAACACGACGAACAACAGCAACAACAACAAUACCACCCUCAUUCUCAUUUUGUAAAUAAUAACGGCAUCAACACUACUACUACUACUCCGACUCAGCAUAGCAUCAACCAUUGUAAUAAUUAUAUCGGCAUCCAACAUCAACAUGAACAACAACAACAACCACCUACUGCUACUACCGCAGUCGUUGAGAACGACAACAACGAGACCGAUGAUAACGAGCGUUAUAGCGCUGAGGCACUUCUCAAAGAGCUCGAUCAAAGCUCACUCCCUGAUGACGAACUUUCUUUUCCUGAAGACGAGAGAUUGCCGCCACCAUCCAACCGAACCAUUGCCCAAGUUCCUGUUGCUGUACAACCCAUCACCCACGAGGAGGACGACAACAACAACGACGACAACAUGUCAUUAUUGUUACAAGAAUUACUCAAGGAUGAUGGACUUCCAGACGACGAAAUACCAAGUACCAGCGAAAAAGGGAAAAGAAAGCAAUCGGAAAAAAGAAAAAGCAUCGACAGGUCGAAUGCUAGCAGCAAAGCACCGAUAUCAUUGCCUUCUCCGGCGACAACAGAAGAAGCAGUAGCACCUGAGGCAUUAGCGGAAACAGACAUUUUCUCGAUUGAUGUACCUCAUCCUUAUUCAAAGCGAUUACGGUUGUCAGACCCUAACGAUCACAGUGGCAGUAGAAUCGCUCGUAAUAAUAAUCAUCCUGCACAGCCAUCAGCAGCAGCAGCAACUGCAGCAGAUCAACAAGAACAACAGCAAGGGCCGUCGAUAACAGCAGCAAAAGAACCAUGGCAAUGUUUACACUGUCAGUACAUGAAUCCAGUCACCGUGGAAACCUGCGGUCUGUGUCGGAAAAUGCGCGGUAGUGCACCAGCAGUAACGAUUUCGCAAAGUAUAUCAAGUACGCCCAUGACAGUGACGGCCAGUGUUAUUCCUACAUCACAAGAGGAACAAGACUACCUUGCUGCUACUCGUAUGAGAACUUUCGAUGCGGUACGUGUUAUGUUCACGGGUAUCAAAACAGUAAGUUUCUUUUAUCUUUCUUUGUCUCUUUGUUUUGAAAUUAGGAUGUAGUGAGAAGAAUUAAAGGAGGGGGGGUCAUUAAUUGAUAACAAUAAAAGGAUGAAGCACAAGCGGUUCUGGACAAGUUUGGUGAGAGUGAAUUGACCCUAUCGCCGGUCAAUGAUGACGUCGAUGAUAUACCAAGACAUGUUGACGAUGUGACGCACAUUGUGACAAAGGGAAAUGAGCAAGGACUGAGUGGCAGGACAGUCAAAUACCUGUGGGGCAUUCUAGCAGGCAAAUGGGUUGUAGAUGUAACAUGUAAGUAAUAAGCUUAUAUCAUCCCGAAAUGG